AUGGAUCCGAGGUCAUUGGAAACAUAUUCAUCCAUUGCCUAUCAAUGUUUGAAGAAAUCCCGUGAAAAACGACCAGAGAUGUAUCGUGUUGUGGAAGAACUUAAUAUUGCGCUUCGGUUUCAAGAGAAUUUUGAAGAGGCCAAACCACAAAUGAACUAUGAAGAGGUGCGUAAGUCAGCACAGUUUAAAAAAACGAAAGAGAUGUGUAAGACUGAGGUCCCUUCUCUAGCAUACAGAUCCGAAGAGGAAAUAGAAAUUCUUCUCUCUGAAGGAAUCUUCCUUAACCAGGGCAAAACGUGGUUUUGGUUAAAUAAGAAUGGAGAGCAUUGUGAAAUGAUAUCCGCAGCAGAGUGUUUCUAUUCAAUUACCAUUGCACCACAGUAUAUUGAAUUUUAUGCUAAGGAAAAAUCAAGAUUUACAGACCACAUGAAUACACAAAUUUGUUCGGAUUUCAAAAUACGUGUCAAAACACAAUAUUUGUCUCCACAUAUCACAUACGCAGUAAACCUUGUGUUCUGUUUAUACGACUCAGAUUCUACCAAUUCACACCUCGAGUACAUACUGGCUGGGGAAACAGAAUCUUCUAGUUUGUACUUAGCAGAUACGAGAGAAGAUGGAUGGUUGACAGCUGAAUUGUAUCAGUUUACUAGCGACAACAGAAAUGUUGAUCUUGAAAUUGCGUUUAAAUGUUGGAAUAAGUUGUUAGUAGAAGGCAUUGAGUUUCAGCCCGUGGAAAUAGUAAGCCAACAAAUUCUAGAACAUCAAGAAUUGGAGGAUGAGAGGGAGGUAGAUAUGCAGGAGGACAUGUCUCAUUCAGAUGCAUAUUGGAAAGAAAAAUUACCUAGUGAUUAUGAAACCAUAAUCAAGUGGUCAAAAGAUAAGUUGCAUUGGACAACAAAGAAGGAACUUUAUUCUAUUCUUUGCAAAGGGUUCCUUAUCCAGAUCCAAGGCGAAGAGUGGUUUUCUCUCGACAAAGAUGGGAAUAAAUGUAUUAUGCUACCAGCAACGGCGGCUUUGAAAAGAAAAAAGUGGAGUUGGCGAUAUUUACCCGAAUCAAGAUUUGAAGAAGUAGCUUUUGAUCCUACUUGUAGCUUUACUAUACGUUGCAAUACGUCCAAUAUAUUGUCAUCUGAAACAUGUUAUGGAGCUUACCUUGUUUACAAAUUACAAGAAAACCAUUCUGGAUUUGAGCCUCCUUUGAAAGUGUGGAGGACUAGUCAGUCAUUAUCAACCUCACGAUAUAUCUAUUUGAUUAGUCCUCAAACUCCAAUCAUUAGACGAAAGGCUUAUGAAAAUACUCACAACCCAUUGAAUAGACCCAAAAUAAAAGGCCUUCCACAACAAAGGAAAGAUGGUUGGAUGGAGGUACAAAUAGAUGAACAACUUACACAAACUCCCUCGAGUUUUGUAAAACUUUCAAUCAACUUUCCCAUUGACCAAUCGCUUAAAGGGCUUAUUGUGCAAGGCAUUGAGUUCAGACCUUGUAAUUAGACACAAAUUAGUUGUAAAAGGCUUUCUUAUGCAUGAAUGGUUGGGCAUUAAAAAAGGGUUAAUGACCUAGAAAGGUAAUGAACUUUGGUCUU
Molecule: messenger RNA, 1583 nt
Organism: Lactuca saligna
Lineage: Eukaryota; Viridiplantae; Streptophyta; Magnoliopsida; Asterales; Asteraceae
Source: the annotation of a GenBank genome assembly